Molecule: messenger RNA, 1037 nt
Organism: Chrysoperla carnea
Lineage: Eukaryota; Metazoa; Arthropoda; Insecta; Neuroptera; Chrysopidae
Gene: dap
Exons: 2
Coding region: 161-955 (264 amino acids)
Biological process (GO): regulation of cell cycle
Cellular component (GO): nucleus
Molecular function (GO): cyclin-dependent protein serine/threonine kinase inhibitor activity
Source: RefSeq, a predicted model, not a curated record
UUUCAAAAUAGAUACGACAUACGCGCGUCAUCAAAACACUGUGUACAUAUAUAUAAAUUUAUACCCAGUGUUCAAUUCUGAAUGUGUUUGAGUGUGAUUUUUAUAUAAAAAAAAAACUUUCUCUUCGUGGUUUUUUUUUGUUUUCAAACAAUAAAUCAAAAUGAGUGCAAGAGUUUUUAAUCCCGUUAUAAUGACUGAAUUAACACGAUUACGUUCAUCGGGUUCAAUAGAUCGUAUGACACAAUCAUCACAUUCACCAAGUAUAUCAGCAAUAGCACGGGUACGUCGUGAUUUAUUUGGACCCGUUGAUCAUGAAGAAACACGCAAAUUUGUUGAACAAGAAUUGGCAUCACAACAAUUUCGUGAUUCAGAUCGUUGGGGCUAUGAUUUUUUACGUGAUAUGCCAAAAAUUGGACAUAGUAAAUAUACUUGGGAACGUAUUUCAUCUGAUAAAGUACCUGAUGUGUAUACUGGUUCACGGGCACGUGUUUUACAUCGUCCCAUACCACAAACUCCUGUUAAAUCAUCGACAGUAUCAUUUUUACCACCCUCAAUAACUCAUCGAACGUCUUCGAAUGAGCAUUUAUUUUCACAUAUUGGUGCCUCACCGGCUUUUACAGUUACUGAUAUACUAAAUAAUGUGGAUAAUCAGAUGAUUGUGGAAGCAGAAACAACUCCCUUAACAGAAAAACAAAAAGUUGACAAACAAACAGAGACUGUUGUUAAUUCGAAAUCACAUGUCACCACCACAAAACAAACAUCGAAAAUAACAGUUGCAACGACAGUUAAAACUCAAUCCAGAAUCACAGAUUUCAUGAAAAGUCGUAAACGUCCAUCUUCAUCAAUAUCCACCCCACCAUCUGUAUCCAAAAAAUUACUGGAUGCAAGUACAUCAUCCCCGACAUUGGAAUCACCAUCACCAAUGAAAAUUGCACGUCGAAUACAUUUAAGUUAAAAUCAAUAAUUAACUUAACAAAACAUAAAGAGAAAAUUUAAUAUAUAAUUUUGUUUUUGUUAACAAUAUAAAUAUAAAAUCC